AUGGCUGAUCUUCAAUACUACAACUACCCUGGAGUGGGAACCACCAAUCAGAAGCUGUACUCGUACAGUCAGGCGGUUCGAGUAGGAGACACAAUCCAUUGUUCUGGCCAAGGUGGAUGGGACCCUGAGCGCGAAGAGCAAGUGUUCCCAACCGAGAUCAACCAGCAAAUCGACCAAGCAUUUAGAGCCGUGGAUCAUACUCUUAAACACGCUGGUGGCAAAGGAUGGUCGCAGGUCUUCCGUGUGAACUCUUAUCACUUACCGCUCAACAACGAAGCCCUUGCAGCAAUGACAAGAAAUUUCAAGAAAUGGAUGCCGGACCAUCAACCGAUCUGGACCUGCGUUGGGGUGACGCGACUCGGCGAGGACGACAUGCGUGUGGAAAUCGAGGUGCAGGCAUACGAUCCAGAAGGCGCAAAGGCAGCAAAAAACAAGACAUCAUAA
Molecule: messenger RNA, 444 nt
Organism: Talaromyces atroroseus
Lineage: Eukaryota; Fungi; Ascomycota; Eurotiomycetes; Eurotiales; Trichocomaceae
Exons: 2
Coding region: 1-444 (147 amino acids)
Cellular component (GO): cytosol
Molecular function (GO): deaminase activity
Source: RefSeq, a predicted model, not a curated record